Messenger RNA from Recurvomyces mirabilis, 429 nucleotides. RefSeq lists its product as uncharacterized. The transcript is spliced from 2 exons. The coding region runs from base 1 to 429 and encodes 142 amino acids. Lineage: Eukaryota; Fungi; Ascomycota; Dothideomycetes; Mycosphaerellales; Teratosphaeriaceae. The record is from RefSeq and is a predicted model, not a curated record. Gene Ontology annotation, cellular component: membrane.
AUGCGACAGCAUCCCAGAGGACACUCGGCCCUCGCAGGCUUGGGCUUCGAUGAGCAAAUUGAUAUGCGCGACACAGCUACUAACACCGACUUGCAGGCCAUGGAGAAGUACGGCGUGCAACCCAACCCAAACAUGACCAAAGAAUCCAUGAAUGCCAAACUUCCCCCCUCGGUCAAAUGGCCCGCAGACAACUACGACCACCUGCACGAACAACCCACCUGCUUCUACGCCAUCAUCUUGGCCCUCGACCGAUUGGGCAUGAACGACGACCUGACCGUGAACCUCGCGUGGGCGUACGUCGGACUCCGCGUGGCGCAUAGUUUGGUGCAGAGUAUCAGCAAUACCAUCAUGGUGAGGUUUGGCAUCUUCGCCGUCAGUAGCUUGGCGUUGGCGGGGUUGACGGGGAGGGCGGUCCAGACGUUUUUGUAG